Molecule: messenger RNA, 3623 nt
Organism: Ananas comosus (pineapple)
Lineage: Eukaryota; Viridiplantae; Streptophyta; Magnoliopsida; Poales; Bromeliaceae
Product: L-arabinokinase-like
Exons: 29
Coding region: 286-3288 (1000 amino acids)
Molecular function (GO): ATP binding
Source: RefSeq, a predicted model, not a curated record
GAGAGAUAGGAGAGAGAGAGAGAGAUAGGGAAGAGAAACAAACCCCGCUCUCCUCUCUCCUCUCUCCUCUCUCCUCUCUCUCUCGUUCGAAUUAGGGCAAACAAAGAAGCCCCCAAAACCCUUGUAAUCCCCUUCAUUCCUCCUCUCCCCUCUCUUCUCCUCUAGGGUUUCGAUCUCCUCCUCUUCUUCUUCCUCUUGUUUGAUCGAACUGGGGAGAAGGAUUCGCUACCUUUCGAUAUAGAGAAAGGGUGAUUGUGGGGGAAAGGGGGUUUGGGAGUGAGUGCUAUGAGGAUCGCGGAUGGGGGCGACGUCGGGGUAUCGGCGUCUCGGGAGCACCUCGUCUUUGCCUACUACGUCACCGGCCAUGGCUUCGGCCACGCCACGCGUGUCGUCGAGGUUGUGCGCCAUCUGAUUGCAGCUGGGCAUGAUGUACAUGUGGUAACAGGCGCUCCGGACUUUGUCUUCACCACUGAGAUUCAAUCUUCCAAUCUACACAUCCGCAAGGUUUUGCUUGACUGUGGGGCUGUGCAAGCUGAUGCUUUAACAGUGGAUAGGCUUGCCUCUUUGGAGAAGUAUCAUCAGACAGCUGUGGUGCCUCGAGAGUCUAUUUUGGCAACUGAAGUGGAAUGGCUGAACUCUAUCAAGGCCGAUUUAGUGGUCUCAGAUGUUGUUCCUGUAGCAUGCCGAGCGGCAGCAGAUGCAGGAAUUCGGUCUGUUUGUGUAACUAACUUCAGUUGGGAUUUUAUAUAUGCAGAAUAUGUCAUGGCUGCUGGACACCAUCACCGUUCUAUUGUCUGGCAGAUAGCUGAAGAUUAUUCUCAUUGUGAAUUCCUGCUCCGACUUCCUGGAUAUUGUCCUAUGCCUGCUUUUCGAGAUGUCAUCGAUGUGCCUUUGGUCGUUAGAAGGAUACACAAAUCUCGUUCUGAGGUUCGCAAGGAACUUGCGAUCAGUGAUGAUGUGAAAGUAGUCAUAUUUAACUUUGGGGGACAGCCCGCAGGAUGGAAACUAAAGCAAGACUGGUUACCUGAUGGUUGGCUAUGUUUGGUCUGUGGUGCAUCUGACAAACAAGAGCUUCCUCCAAAUUUCAUAAAGCUUGCGAAGGAUGUUUACACACCUGAUUUAAUUGCAGCAUCGGACUGCAUGCUUGGAAAAAUUGGCUAUGGUACAGUAAGUGAAGCUUUGGCAUACAAGUUGCCAUUCGUCUUUGUCCGCAGAGAUUACUUCAACGAGGAGCCAUUUUUACGGAAUAUGCUUGAGUAUUAUCAAGGUGGUGUUGAGAUGAUUAGAAGGGACUUGCUCACUGGACACUGGAAACCUUACCUUGAGCGUGCACUCACUCUUCGUCCUUGUUAUGAGGGAGGAAUUAAUGGUGGAGAGGUGGCUGCCCGCAUACUACAAGAUACUGUUUCGGGAAAGAAUUAUGCUUCAGAUAAGUUAAGUGGAGCAAGGCGAUUGCGUGAUGCUAUAGUGCUUGGAUAUCAACUCCAAAGAGCUCCUGGGAGAGAUAUAGGCAUCCCGGAUUGGUAUUCUCUAGCUGAAAAUGAAAUCGGCCUGCGUCCUGUCCUCCCAAGUAUUGAGACUAAUGGGAAUGCGUCUCCUGUUGAAUCAUGCUUUGAGGACUUUGAGAUACUUCAUGGGGAUCUGCAAGGUUUGCCUGAUACGGUGGUUUUCUUGAAGAGUUUAUCAGGACUUGAUACAGGAGCCGACAUAAAGAGCCCCGAGAAGCGCCAGCUACGCGAGAGGGCUGCUGCUGCCGCACUUUUUGACUGGGAGGAGGAAAUUUAUGUGGCAAGAGCACCUGGAAGGUUGGAUGUUAUGGGAGGUAUUGCAGAUUAUUCUGGAAGCCUUGUUUUACAGAUGCCCAUUCGAGAGGCUUGCCAUGUUGCUGUCCAGAGGAACCAUCCAAGCAAGCAAAGGCUCUGGAGACAUGGGCAAGCAAGACAGCUAGCGAAAGGACAAGGGCCCAUUCCUGUGCUGCAAAUUGUAUCAUUCGGGUCGGAGUUGAGUAACCGUGCACCAACCUUCGAUAUGGACCUACAAGAUCUAAUGGAUGGUGAUGAGCCGAUUUCAUAUGAAAAGGCUUAUCAAUUCUUUUCUGAGGAUCCAUCGCAGAAGUGGGCAGCGUAUGUUGCUGGAACUAUACUUGUCUUAAUGACCGAGCUUGGAGUUCGCUUUACUGACAGUAUAUCUAUCCUGGUUUCUUCUGCUGUUCCGGAAGGAAAAGGUGUUUCUUCUUCUGCAUCAGUGGAGGUUGGCACCAUGUCUGCUAUCGCUGCUGCUCAUGGAUUAAAUAUUGCACCAAGGGAUCUUGCAUUGCUUUGUCAAAAGGUAGAGAAUCACAUCGUCGGGGCACCUUGUGGGGUUAUGGACCAAAUGACUUCUGCUUGCGGAGAAGCUAACAAACUGCUUGCUAUGGUUUGCCAGCCUGCAGAGGUGAAAGAAUUGGUCACUAUUCCAUCCCAUAUACGUUUUUGGGGUCUCGACUCUGGAAUUCGUCACAGUGUUGGUGGGACUGAUUAUGGAUCUGUGAGAAUAGGGACAUUUAUGGGUCGCAAGAUGAUUAAAUCUGCAGCCUCCGGCCUAAUUUCCCAAUCUCUCUCAAGUCUGGGUGUACCUCAGCAAGAAGAUGAUAUGAACUCUGAUGAAUACGGAGAACAAGGCAUUGAGCUGCUCAAAGAUGAAGCUUCACUGGAUUACCUGUGCAAUCUUUCUCCACAUAGAUACGAGGCUGUUUAUGCAAAGAACCUUCCAGAGAGCAUAACUGGAGAGACAUUUGUGAAGCACUAUGCAGAUCACAAUGACACAGUAACUGUUAUUGACCCAAAACGUUCCUACUGUGUCAAGGCACCCACUAGGCAUCCCAUCUACGAAAACUUUCGUGUUGAGGCCUUUAAAGCGUUAUUAACGGCAGCUAAUAGUGAUGAGCAACUCUCAGCGCUCGGAGAACUUAUGUAUCAGUGCCACUAUAGCUACAAUGACUGUGGACUAGGGUCCGAUGGGACUGACAGGCUUGUUAAAUUAGUUCAAGAAAUGCAGCACCGCAAAUCAUUGCGUGAUGGGAGUCCUAGUCUAUUUGGUGCAAAAAUCACUGGAGGGGGCUCUGGCGGUUCUGUUUGUGUGAUUGGGCGGAAUUGCAUUCGAAGCAGCGAGGAAAUUCUCGAGAUCCAGCAAAGAUACAAAGCUGCGACGGGCUAUUUGCCGAUCCUCUUCGAGGGCUCAUCGCCAGGUGCUGGAAAGUUUGGAUAUCUAAAACUGCGCCGACGACCCUCUUCUCCAGGUUCAAUUUAACAGAAUAAGCUGGAAAAGAAAGAACCCCAACAAACAUUGGGCUUUUCUGAACAUCGGUAACGGCUUUCUUCACUCGAUGCUAAUUCUAACUAAAUAAACAAAAAACCUGGAUCCCAGCUGUGUAUAAAGGAUGCUAAGCUCUCUUAUCUAAAAGCAGAAUAUUCUAAUUGCAUGUAAUAAUGAGAACUUCUGCAGGGCAUAGAUUUUAGUCUGGCAUAAUAAUUGAUAACUUGUUCGUCAGGAUUCAGGUUCUCCGAACAGUUUGAUCUGUGUAAAUUUUUAGCCUUAAUGCUUUAAUUUUUGGACUUUAUAAUCUGAAUGGUUCGGUUUGUCUC